Molecule: messenger RNA, 3244 nt
Organism: Meriones unguiculatus (Mongolian gerbil)
Lineage: Eukaryota; Metazoa; Chordata; Mammalia; Rodentia; Muridae
Gene: Trpv4
Product: transient receptor potential cation channel subfamily V member 4
Exons: 16
Coding region: 161-2776 (871 amino acids)
Biological process (GO): actin filament organization; osmosensory signaling pathway; calcium ion import across plasma membrane
Cellular component (GO): membrane; cilium
Molecular function (GO): calcium channel activity; protein binding
Source: RefSeq, a predicted model, not a curated record
UCAGGGAGGUAAGAAACUCCGGCGGAGCUGAGUCCGGCUGCUGUGGCUGUUGGCCAUGCUGGGGACAGCUCAGGCCUGGUGCUGCCGGAGGUGAGGGCGCUCUCAGGCUCUGCCAGUCAUCAUCAGCAGGCUCAACGGUGCAGACAGAUCUGGGGCCAGUAUGGCGGAUCCUGGUGAUGGUCUCCGUACGGUGCCUGGGGAGGCGGCUGAGCCCCUUGGAGAGGACAGUGGCACCUCUGGUGGGGAGGCCUUCCCCCUCUCUUCCCUAGCCAACCUGUUUGAGGGGGAGGAAGGCUCCUCUUCACCUUCACCGACCGAUGCUACCCGUCCUACCGGCCCGGGUGAUGGACGUCCGAACCUGCGUAUGAAGUUCCAGGGUGCUUUCCGAAAGGGGGUUCCCAACCCCAUCGACCUGCUGGAGUCUACCCUGUACGAGUCUUCGGUAGUGCCUGGGCCCAAGAAGGCACCCAUGGACUCGCUGUUCGACUAUGGCACUUACCGCCACCACCCCAGCGAGAACAAGAGGUGGAGGAGGAAGGUCAUAGAGAAGCAGCCACAGAGCCCCAAAGCUCCUGCACCCCAGCCACCCCCAAUACUCAAAGUUUUCAACCGGCCGAUCCUUUUUGACAUUGUCUCUCGGGGCUCCACCUCCGACCUGGAUGGACUUCUGUCUUUCCUGUUGACCCACAAGAAGCGCCUGACCGAUGAGGAGUUCCGGGAGCCGUCUACAGGGAAGACCUGCCUGCCCAAGGCCUUGCUGAACCUGCACAAUGGCCGCAACGACACCAUCCCGGUGUUGCUGGACAUCGCCGAGCGAACGGGCAACAUGCGAGAGUUCAUUAACUCGCCCUUCAGAGACAUCUACUACCGAGGCCAGACGUCCUUGCACAUCGCCAUUGAGCGACGCUGUAAGCACUACGUGGAGCUGCUGGUGGCCCAGGGAGCUGACGUGCACGCCCAGGCCCGAGGCCGCUUCUUCCAGCCCAAGGACGAGGGCGGCUACUUCUACUUUGGUGAGCUGCCCUUGUCCCUGGCGGCCUGCACCAACCAGCCACACAUCGUCAACUAUCUGACGGAGAACCCUCACAAGAAGGCUGACAUGCGGCGCCAGGACUCACGAGGCAACACGGUGCUGCACGCGCUGGUGGCCAUCGCCGACAACACCCGAGAGAACACCAAGUUUGUCACCAAGAUGUACGACCUGUUGCUUCUCAAGUGCUCCCGGCUCUUCCCGGAUAGCAACCUGGAGACUGUGCCCAACAAUGAUGGCCUCUCGCCUCUCAUGAUGGCUGCCAAGACGGGCAAGAUUGGGAUCUUUCAGCACAUCAUCCGGCGGGAGGUGACAGAUGAAGACACACGACACCUGUCCCGCAAGUUCAAGGACUGGGCCUACGGGCCUGUGUAUUCUUCACUCUACGACCUCUCCUCCCUGGACACGUGUGGGGAGGAGGUGUCCGUGCUGGAGAUCCUGGUGUACAACAGCAAGAUUGAGAACCGCCACGAGAUGCUGGCUGUGGAGCCCAUCAAUGAACUGCUGAGGGACAAGUGGCGCAAGUUUGGAGCCGUGUCCUUCUACAUCAACGUGGUCUCCUACCUGUGUGCCAUGGUCAUCUUCACCCUCACAGCCUACUACCAGCCACUGGAGGGCACGCCGCCCUACCCUUACCGCACCACGGUGGACUACCUGAGGCUGGCCGGUGAGAUCAUCACACUGUUCACGGGAGUCCUGUUCUUCUUUACCAGUAUCAAAGACUUGUUCAUGAAGAAAUGCCCCGGAGUGAAUUCUCUCUUCGUCGAUGGCUCCUUCCAGUUGCUUUACUUCAUCUACUCUGUGCUGGUGGUCGUCUCUGCGGCACUCUACCUGGCGGGGAUCGAGGCUUACCUGGCCGUGAUGGUCUUUGCUCUGGUCCUGGGAUGGAUGAACGCCCUUUACUUCACUCGAGGGCUGAAGCUGACGGGGACCUACAGCAUCAUGAUCCAGAAGAUCCUCUUCAAAGACCUCUUCCGCUUCCUGCUGGUCUACCUGCUCUUCAUGAUCGGCUACGCCUCGGCCCUGGUCACCCUCCUGAAUCCAUGUGCCAACAUGAAGGUCUGUGACGAGGACCAGAACAACUGCACGGUGCCCACGUACCCCUCGUGCCGUGACAGCGAGACCUUCAGCGCCUUCCUUCUCGACCUCUUCAAGCUCACCAUCGGCAUGGGGGACCUGGAGAUGCUGAGCAGCGCCAAGUACCCCGUGGUCUUCAUCCUCCUGCUCGUCACCUACAUCAUCCUGACCUUCGUGCUCCUGCUGAACAUGCUCAUCGCCCUCAUGGGGGAGACCGUGGGCCAGGUGUCCAAGGAGAGCAAACACAUCUGGAAGCUGCAGUGGGCCACCACCAUCCUGGACAUUGAGCGCUCCUUCCCCGUGUUCCUGAGGAAAGCCUUCCGCUCCGGAGAGAUGGUGACGGUGGGUAAGAGCUCGGAUGGCACUCCAGACCGCAGGUGGUGCUUCAGGGUGGACGAGGUGAACUGGUCUCACUGGAACCAGAACUUGGGCAUCAUUAACGAGGACCCAGGCAAGAGUGAGAUCUACCAGUACUAUGGUUUCUCACACACCGUGGGGCGCCUCCGCAGGGAUCGCUGGUCCUCCGUGGUGCCCCGCGUGGUGGAGCUGAACAAGAACUCGAGCCCGGACGAGGUGGUGGUGCCCCUGGAUAACCUAGGAAACCCCAACUGUGACGGCCACCAGCAGGGCUAUGCCCCCAAGUGGAGGACAGAGGAUGCCCCCCUGUAGGGGCUGUCAGGGUAGGGGCACUCAGCCCAGCCUUGCUGCACUCACCCGCCGUCCACCUGCACGUCAGCAUCCGUCCCGUGUCUUCCCAUACCCACUUGUGACCCCAGAGGUGAGGGCUUACGGAGACUCCGGGGAGGCCCCGGGACCCUCUGGCCCCCACCAACGCUUCUGCCCUCAGCUCUGCCCCUUUCCACACGGGGGACGGGGCUCCUGGCCACCUGUCUCACUCCCAUGGAGUCACCUAAGCCGGCUCAGGGCCCCUCCACUCGCAGGGUUCAGGCCCCUGUCCCUCUUGUGCGUUAUUUAUUGCUCUCCUCAGGAAAAUGGCAUGGCAGGACCCCACCAGCAGCUGGAACCUGGCCAGGGUUGAAGCGCAUUCGGGGACAUUGCAGCCCAGGCCAGGGUGGGUCUUUCUGUACGUGUAGAGAUGGGGGGGGCAUUGGUGCUCAAUAAAUGGUUGUUUAUUCA